This is a messenger RNA of Exophiala oligosperma, 1512 nucleotides long. RefSeq lists its product as uncharacterized. Lineage: Eukaryota; Fungi; Ascomycota; Eurotiomycetes; Chaetothyriales; Herpotrichiellaceae. The transcript has 5 exons. Gene Ontology annotation, molecular function: transmembrane transporter activity. The record is from RefSeq and is a predicted model, not a curated record. Gene Ontology annotation, cellular component: membrane. Bases 1 to 1512 code for a protein of 503 amino acids. Gene Ontology annotation, biological process: transmembrane transport.
AUGGAAUCUAUCCCAAGAGACAUCAGUGCUACUCCUUCGCAGAAGGAAGGCGCCAUCGAGGCCGAAUCUGUCCACAAGGAGGUGGAAGUUUCAGAUGCGACACAGCAUAAGAGCAAAAAGGAGAAGAGCCUCUUGUUAAAGCAGGACCUCUCAAUUGUCUUGCUGCUCUUUGGCUGCUACUGGUUUGCCUACCUCGACCGCGGUGCUCUCGGAAAUGCUCGAAUCAUGGGAUUUCAGUCCGACCUUCACUUGUCCGGCAGCCAGUUCUAUAACUGCUUGAUGAUGUUUUUUGUUGGAUAUCUGGUGUUCGAGCUCCCCGCGGCACUAGCGCUACGUCUCUUUCCUCCAAAUUGGGUCUAUGGUGUUGCAGUCAUCAUGUUCGGUGUCCUUGCGACCUCCAUGACAGCCGUCAGAACCUACGCACCCAUCAUGGUCAUUCGACUUCUCCUUGGGCUUUCUGAAGCCACCAUACAGACUGGUUUCCUCUUUCUCACUCUGUGGUAUCGACGAGAGGAGGUCACAACCCGCGCCGCCUUUUACUUUCUCGCGACACCUGUGGCCGGAGCCACCAGCGGACUGAUUGCGUACGGAGUGCAACGAAAUCUGGACAACAAGCUCGGAAGAACUUCAUGGGAAUGGUUUUUUUUGAUCGAGGGUGUCCUCACCAUCGCUUGGGGAAUCCUUGUCCUCUCAUUCUUGCCCAAACUUCCAGAGACGGUGGCACACAAAGGCAGCAUUCUCUUCCGAGAUCCGCAAGAACGACAACUCAUCCUCGACCGAACGAUUGCUGCUCGUAACACGCCGGAUGCCAAACCGCGCAUGUUCCAAGCGUGGUGGGCGCUGAAAGAUCCGAAGACCUGGCUCUUUGCGCUGGCCCUUGCCGCUGCGUCUCUCGAUGUCGCUGCCUUUGGAUCUUUCCUACCCACAUUUAUCCGUCAAUUCGGUUUCUCUCCAUUGGACACCCAGCUGUAUAGCAUCAUUCCUUAUGCCUUUGCCACGGUCACGGUGCCGACCGUCUCUAUUUUGGCUGAUCGCAGAAACAAGAGAGCUAUACCCUUCCUGAUCUGCAUGAGCACAACACUGAUUGGAUUCGUUGUUGUAUUGGCCACCACCAACAAGGUCGCCCUCGUCGUCGGCUGUUCUUUGAUUGCUGCAGGAUGUUAUCCGGCCAUUGUAGUCUGCGCCACCUGGGCUUUGAACAGCCACGGCGGCUACACCAAGAAAAGCACCGCUUGGGCAGUCGCCCAGGUAUUUACGCAAUGCUACAGCAUCAUCGCGACCCAAAUCUACGACAACCCACCACGCUACUUCAAAGGUCAUGGCAUUUUACUGGGCCUUAACUUUCUGGGUGUCAUUGCAGCUGUGGUCGCCUAUCUCAUGAUGAAGAGGGAGAAUAGGAGGCGAGAUCUACUCGCUCAAGACUUUCUCGCACGGGGCGAGCAUAAUCCUGAUUCCGACAAGGCUUACGAAGAGCUAUGCGAUUAUCAUCCCGAUUUUCGAUAUCCUUUGUAG